Saccostrea cuccullata (small rock oyster) is the source of this 2003-nucleotide messenger RNA. RefSeq lists its product as uncharacterized. Gene Ontology annotation, biological process: carbohydrate metabolic process. Gene Ontology annotation, molecular function: hydrolase activity, hydrolyzing O-glycosyl compounds. The record is from RefSeq and is a predicted model, not a curated record. The coding region runs from base 18 to 1994 and encodes 658 amino acids. NCBI's taxonomy places the organism in Eukaryota, Metazoa, Mollusca, Bivalvia, Ostreida, Ostreidae. The transcript is spliced from 16 exons.
CCAGUGACGCUCGAAACAUGGCGGAAUACGACGCAUACGUUCUCAUUACAAAGAAAGGGAAUUACAAUUCUACUCAAGAAUGGCUGAACGGGGCUGAAAGUAAGCGAGUUAAAAUGGCUGAGGUUUAUCACCAAGACACUAACGUUACAUUCACUGUCAGUAGCUUUGUCAAUAGGGAUAACACAGAAGAAACCUACACACGGGCAAGGAGUGAAGAAGACCUUGAACUUCUGCAAAAUUCUGAUUUUGAGAGCACAUCAUUCGCCGGAAACUGGGUCUGUCCUCAGUGCACAAUGACCAUUUACAGCAGCGACACCUAUCGAGGAAGUCGCUCAGUUUUGGUCACAAAUAGGAGACAGGCUUACUCCAGUCCUCGACAACGUGUGAUGAUAUCACCGGGUUAUAACUAUAUCUACUCCACGUACUUCAAACUGCUCAACCUUCCUAAUGGCACCGACUAUACAACACUGGACCUCAAAGCCAAUGUCAAAAACAACGGAACAUCAAAAUUCUUAAGGCUUGGAACAAUGCCUCUACAACAAGUAAAGUUUGGGUGGACGGAAAUCGGCGGGGACUUUUUGGCACCUGAUGGCGCAACAGAAGCUCAAAUUUACAUAACCAUCCAAAGCAAAGAAAUUAAUUUCAUUCAGGAUUUUGCAAGUAUGAAACGAUUAAAACCAAAUCGACACUGGAUGGAGCUUGCCAAAUCCCGAAUAAAUCGUAUCCGAAAGGCACCGAUCAGUGUCAGACUUUCUGGACCAGUGAUUGAUGGAGUCGACGUCGAGCUUAUUCAACAUAAAGGAAGUUUCCCGUUUGGAACAGCCAUUAAACUUGACAAAUUCAAUGUACCUGAAUAUCAGUUUUUUACGGAUUUCGUACUCAGACAUUUUAACUGGGCAGUCAUAGCAAACAAACUGAAAUGGUAUGGAAUAGAGAGAAUACAGGACAAAAGUGAUUAUUCCUUAUCACUGGCCGCCUUAGACGUAUUGGAAGCCCAUGGAGUAGAGUCACGUGGUCACAAUAUGUUUUGGGGUGUUGAGAAAUUUGUGAAUUCCUGGCUUUAUGGUAUGUCACCCACAGAAUUGGUGGCGGAAAUGAAAUCACAUGUACAGGAAGUCAUAAACAACACUAAAGCAAGACUUGCUCACUGGGAUGUUAAUAAUGAAAAUCUCCAUGGUGACUGGUUUGAGCGUAACACCACUGAUCCGGAUAUCACACCAAAGAUGUUCCAGUGGAUCCACGGACAGGAACCGGAAACUAAACUGUUCCUGAAUGACUACUCAAUUAUACCAAAACCAGACCUUACCACAGCCAUCAAAAACCAAGCUGUGCGAUUCUUGAAAAAUAACGUACCUGUUCACGGCAUUGGGGCUCAGAGUCAUUUUUAUACCACUGAUAUUGAUAUGGAUGUUAUAAAGUACAGAUUGGACAAAUUGUCAGAGGCUGGGCUAGAAAUCUGGGCCACGGAGCUGACGGUGGACGAACCUGAUGACGUCAAGAAAGCUGGGGCUCUGGAGAAACUCCUGACUAUGUUCUACAGUCACCCGUCAGUGGGCGGGGUUAUUCUGUGGCAUUUCUGGAACGAGUCUCUCUGGCACCCCAACGAGAAUCUGUUUGACGGGCCAGACCUAAAGCCAAAUGCCGCGGGUCAGAAGUUUUUGGAUCUGGUUCAUGGAGACUGGAAGUCUACCAUCAAACAAAGCACCACUUCCGGUCAAACUUACAACAGAACGGCAUUCUUAGGGGAAUACAGCCUGAACGUUAAACGGAAUGGUCAAGUCAUCUACCAAAUAAAUCUCACUCUUGAUUCUGCUGGGAAGGACAUUUCUAUUUAUUUUACAGAAGACAAACAAAAAGUUUCACAUGUUCAGCUGGGAACAUGGACUUCCUACAGCGGACAGUGUGUAAAAUCCAAAGGAAGACGAGUCGCAUUCACAAUAGAUUUUGUGAUGUUGUAUAUCUGUAUAGCUUAUGCCUUUGUGUUUUCUUCCUGAUGUUUCAUU